Messenger RNA from Lemur catta (Ring-tailed lemur), 3122 nucleotides. RefSeq names its product shisa family member 2 (gene SHISA2). The record is from RefSeq and is a predicted model, not a curated record. Gene Ontology annotation, biological process: negative regulation of fibroblast growth factor receptor signaling pathway; negative regulation of Wnt signaling pathway. Gene Ontology annotation, cellular component: endoplasmic reticulum. NCBI's taxonomy places the organism in Eukaryota, Metazoa, Chordata, Mammalia, Primates, Lemuridae. Bases 653 to 1537 code for a protein of 294 amino acids. The transcript has 2 exons.
CCAGCCGUCGGCCCGGCCGAGCAGAGCGUCGGGGCCGCACCCGAGGGCUGCCCGGGCGGCGCGGCCGGAACCAUGCGGACCGACUCCGGAGCGGCUGAGCGCAGCCGGCCGCUGCACUUGCUGUCCCGAGCUCUGCGCACGCUGCCUGCCUUCUUCGCCUCUUCUCGCCGCCGGAGAGCGGAAUAAAGUAGGGGAGACGCGCCCGGCCCGUGCGCGGGACCCCCGUCGGGGCUGAAAGCCCGUGUCCGGGACCUGCCGAGGUCGGCGGCGGCGAGCUCAGCGGCUAUCCGGCUCGGUCGAGCGGCCCUCGGGGAUGCACAGGGAAGGCCCUGCUGCCCGUGAAGUCUCCAGGGGCUGCAGGAUGGCGGCUCUCGGGGCCCCCUGACUCUGCACCCCGUGAGUUCCGUCAGCGAGUGCCACCCUGAAGGCACCCCUAACGGGGACCGGACGCCCGGCUGAGGCAAGGAAUGGCUUAGGAGUCCCUGGCCCUGUAGCCCGGCGUCGUCUGCUGCUGGACGUCGCGGCAGAAGGGAGAGGCCUGAGUGGAAAGCGUCGCGAGACACCGAGGAGGCCCCGGGGUCGCCGGGGCCACGACUUCUGGGGACUGCUCUACGCCCCUUGGAGACGCGCCGCCCGCGCCCAGGGUGGUGCCAUGUGGGGCGGACGCCGCUCGUCCGCCUCCUCCCGCAACGCCGCCUCGCUCCUGCAGCUGCUGCUGGCCGCGCUGCUGGCGGCGGGGGCGCGGGCCAGCGGCGAGUACUGCCACGGCUGGCUGGACGCGCAGGGCGUCUGGCGCAUUGGCUUCCAGUGCCCCGAGCGCUUCGACGGCGGCGACGCCACCAUCUGCUGCGGCAGCUGCGCGCUGCGCUACUGCUGCUCCAGCGCCGAGGCGCGGCUGGACCAGGGCGGCUGCGACAACGACCGCCAGCAGGGCGCCGGCGAGCCUGGCCGAGCGGACAAAGACGGCCCCGACGGCUCUGCAGUGCCCAUCUACGUGCCGUUCCUCAUCGUUGGCUCCGUGUUUGUCGCCUUUAUCAUCUUGGGCUCCCUCGUGGCAGCCUGUUGCUGCAGAUGUCUCCGGCCGAAGCAGGAGCCCCAGCAGAGCCGAGCCCCCGGGGGCAGCCGCUUGAUGGAGACCAUCCCCAUGAUCCCCAGCGCCAGCACCUCCCGGGGCUCGUCCUCCCGCCAGUCCAGCACGGCCGCCAGCUCCAGCUCCAGUGCCAACUCGGGGGCCCGGGCGCCCCCAACAAGGUCACAGACCAACUGUUGCUUGCCUGAGGGGACCAUGAACAACGUGUAUGUCAACAUGCCCACGAAUUUCUCUGUGCUGAACUGUCAGCAGGCCACACAGAUCGUGCCGCAUCAAGGGCAGUAUCUGCAUCCCCCGUACGUGGGGUACGCGGUGCAGCACGACUCGGUGCCCAUGACGCCUGUGCCCCCUUUCAUGGACGGCCUGCAGCCCGCGUAUAGGCAGAUUCAGUCCCCCUUCCCCCACACCAACAGUGAACAGAAGAUGUACCCAGCAGUGACCGUAUAACUCAGCGUCACCAGCCGGGUUCCUCUGCGAGACUGAGAGGAAAACAGGGAUGGAUUCUCAAGGUCAAAGUGCACGCAUGUUGUGUUCAUGGCUUUUGGAUGGCUUCGUUUGCCCCAAUGUGUAUGCAAACAUCUCCGAAUUAGCAUUUCUGGGUGUUUCAUCCCAGUGUGUCGUUGAUUUAUGAUGGGAAAACAGCCUCAGCUGGAGAUGGCUGUGCUGUUGCUGAUGAGUGUAUGACAAAUGCUUGAGUCCCAAGUGCCCUUGAGGUGUGGUUGUCAAAAGAAUUUUAUAAACUGAUAGAUUAAGCAUUUUUGUUAUGUCAUUAUAAUUGCUUUUUUGUUUUUGAUGGUACAAGAUCAAACAAAAUACCUGUUAGGUCUGUUUUACCUGGGCCAUUGUUUUACAUGAACGUCAAGGUUGAGGGGAAGACGUAAAUAAUACAGCUGUUAUAAGAGGAAACCAGCUGGAACUCCAAGAGAUCAGACAUCAACCUCAGUAUUCCACAGGCACAUCUUCAUUUCACUGUAAAAUGAUAUAUAUAUAUUUUGUCUAUUUUUGUGCUUUUUUGGACCUACUUUGUGCUUUUUUACCUUGUGUAGAGAUCUUAUUACAAAAUGUUUUCUACAGUAAAAAGAGACUGAAAGAAAUUGUAUAGUUACUUACCUAAUGAAGACAGUGCAGAAGUCUGGGAUUAUUUUAAUCUUGAAGUAGUGGGUGGCGUAGCAAUGAAACCAUUCUUCCCCCUCUUGAUUAUAUCUUAAUUUUCUGGCUUUACAGUGACAGCUGAUAAACUGUCACCUGCUGCACUCUGAGUUACUUUUAAUUUUGUCACGUGGUAUGGUUUGGCAUUUUGUUCUGUUGGGUUCUCAGGUCCCCGUGUUUCUGUAGUCCUGAAUGCAAGUAAUGACUAUAGUUGCAAAGGAAGAUCAGUAUUUCUGCCUAAACCUGAUAAAACAUUGUUUUAGUUAUAAAAAUGCACAGAAAUGCAUUACAAAGUAUAGCUCCUCAGCCAUAAUCCUGAGACUUGGGUGAAAUUUAAACCACAGAGAUGAUUUACUUUGCAAGCCAUAAGGCUUUUUAUACUCUUGUUAUCAAAAUGGCUUAUUUUUCAGGCAACAGGGACUAGUAAGGCAAGAGAAAAGCUUUUCAAAGAAACACUGCCUUUCUUCCCCAGCACAGUUCUUGUUUCCUCUCUUCCAGGCCUCAACAAGCACUAUAUUCACCGCCAAUGUUCUGAAUUGUCAAAUUCAAGUGAAUUUAUUUGUGUAUUGUUUUACUUAUAAAAAGGACAACUUUAAGUAUGUGCAAGUAAAUUUCCGACUGCUAGCAAAACCAAGAGUUUGUAAUUAAAUAAAUCAUUGUAUGGUAUGGUCUUUUACAUAUUUAUAUCUAUAGAUAUCUAUCUUCCUAUCCUUAUCUGUCUCAUGACUGAAUAAUGUAAAACCAUUGUUGGUAAUUGGUAUCAACAAAGAUAAUCUUUUUUAAUAACCAAAGGCAGGGGAAAAUCAUUUUCCUUAUUAAUAAAAUAUUUUAUGAUGUAAGUUCCUAGGGGAGCUAAGUUUUUUUAAUUUUCAUUGUACUUGAU